Micropterus salmoides (largemouth bass) is the source of this 1113-nucleotide messenger RNA. RefSeq names its product hexokinase-2-like. NCBI's taxonomy places the organism in Eukaryota, Metazoa, Chordata, Actinopteri, Centrarchiformes, Centrarchidae. The record is from RefSeq and is a predicted model, not a curated record. The transcript has 6 exons. Gene Ontology annotation, biological process: intracellular glucose homeostasis; glucose 6-phosphate metabolic process; glycolytic process. Gene Ontology annotation, cellular component: mitochondrion; cytosol. Gene Ontology annotation, molecular function: fructokinase activity; mannokinase activity; D-glucose binding. The coding region runs from base 216 to 923 and encodes 235 amino acids.
GACGACGUCACCGAACUACCAACUCCAGGAAGCUGGAAGUUUCUUACUAUGACUCCGUUUUUACUGCAGUUUUAAUACAGGAGUUUUGGAGCAGCGGGUGACAUAAUUCUUGGUUUCUAUAUUUUUUUUAUUUAAAGAAUCUGUCUUUGUAUAUACAAACUUUCUAUAAAUCUAAAGCAGCCGGACGUAAAGUCUCCACACGUUACUUACUGAAGAUGUUAGCCUCGAGUCUGCUGGCUAAUUACUGCACCGAACUCCAUGAUGACCAAGCGCAUAAAGUGGACAAAUACCUGAACCACCUUCAGCUGUCAGAUGUGACUUUGAUGGAUGUGUCAAUAAGAUUUCGACGAGAGAUGGACAAAGGCCUGUGCAGAGACACCAACCCCACAGCUGCUGUCAGGAUGCUGCCCACAUUUGUGCGCUCCACUCCUGAUGGAACAGAGCAAGGUGAAUUCCUGGCCCUCGACCUUGGUGGAUCCAACUUCCGAGUUCUCCUGGUCAGAGUCAUGGCUAGUGGCAAGCGAGAGGUGGAGAUGGAAGAUCAGAUUUAUUCCAUUCCUGAUCACCUCAUGAGAGGCAGCGGCUCUGAGUUAUUUGAACACAUAGCUGAUUGUCUGGCUAAUUUCCUGGAGAAGUUGGGGAUAAAGGAUAAAAAGCUUCCUCUGGGCUUCACCUUCUCCUUUCCCUGUCAGCAGACCAAGUUGGAUGAGAGUGUUUUGUUGUCUUGGACGAAAGGUUUCAAGGCAAGCGGAGUAGAGGGAAAGGAAGUGGUCAGCCUCCUGAGGAAAGCCAUCAAAAAAAGAGGGGACUUUGACCUUGACAUUGUGGCUGUAGUCAAUGACACAGUGGGAACCAUGAUGACCUGUGGCUACGAUGAUCAUCACUGUGAAAUUGGCCUGAUUGUGGGUGAGUCCAGUCUGUGAAUGUAAAAAAAUAACAAGGAUCGGUGAAGGCCAGUAAGUGUAACAGUAAAACAGUCUCCCAAAGUGUUUUAGUUGGGUUGAGAUCUGGGUAUAAAAACAUGACGUGAGAAUGUCCAGGCCGUGGCGCAAACUCUUGAGCCGAGAGAAUGUGCAGACCAUCCACAGACUUUUCUCUGGCGCUGUCAGUAAA